CCCGCCGCCGAGAGCGCUUCCGGGAGGUUACCGUGGCUGGCGGGUCCGAGUGCCUCGGCCUGCGGAAUCGCGGGCUCGGGAGCCGGGUCCUGGCGGGCUCGCCAUGGACCGCGAUUUGCUGCGGCAGUCGCUGGGCUGUCACGGUCCGGCGCUGCUGUCGCUGCUGCGGAGCGAGCAGCAAGACAACCCGCACUUCCGGAGCCUGCUGGGCACGGCGGCUGAGCCAGCCCGCGGCGCGGCGCCUCCGCAGGGAGCUGCCAGGAAAGAGAAGAGAGUUGACAACGUUGAAAUACAAAAAUUCAUCUCCAAGAAAGCAGAUUUGCUUUUUGCACUGUCUUGGAAAUCAGAUGCACCUACACCCUCUGAAGUGCACGACGACAAUGACAAUCAUUAUGCGGUCAUGCCACCUUUAGAACAGUUCAUGGAGAUCCCAAGCAUGGACCGAAGAGAGCUGUUUUUCCGAGAUAUUGAACGUGGUGACAUAGUGAUUGGAAGAAUCAGCUCUAUCCGGGAGUUCGGUUUUUUCAUGGUGCUGAUCUGUUUAGGAAGUGGCAUCAUGAGAGACAUAUCUCAUUUAGAAAUCACAGCUCUCUGUCCCUUAAGAGAUGUGCCUUCUCACAGUAACCAUGGAGAUCCUUUAUCAUAUUACCAAACUGGUGACAUAAUUCGAGCUGGAAUCAAGGAUAUUGACAGGUAUCAUGAGAAGCUUGCCGUAUCUCUGUACAGCUCAUCUCUUCCACCCCAGAUGUCUGGCAUUAAACUAGGUGUGAUUACUUCUGAAGAGCUACCUUUGUACUACAGGAGGAGUGUUGAACUAAAUAGUAAUUCUUUGGAGUCCUAUGAAAAUAUCAUGCAGAGUUCUCUGGGAUUUGUUAAUCCAGGAGUAGUUGAAUUCCUUCUGGAGAAACUAGGAAUAGAUGAAUCUCAUCCACCAUCUUUAAUGAGAGGCCUACAAAGCAAAAAUUUCUCCGAAGAUGAUUUUGCUUUGGCUUUAAGAAAGAAGCAGUCAGCAUCUUGGGCUUUAAAAUGUGUGAAGAUUGGGGUCGAUUACUUCAAGGUGGGGCGACAUGUGGAUGCUAUGAAUGAGUACAAUAAAGCUCUGGAGAUAGACAAGCAGAAUGUGGAAGCUCUGGUGGCUCGUGGAGCAUUAUAUGCAACAAAAGGAAGUCUGAACAAAGCAAUAGAAGAUUUUGAGCUGGCAUUAGAAAACUGCCCAACUCACAGGAAUGCAAGAAAAUAUCUCUGCCAGACCCUCGUAGAAAGGGGAGGGCAGUUAGAAGAAGAAGAAAAGUUUUUAAAUGCUGAAAGUUACUAUAAGAAAGCUCUGACUUUGGAUGAGACAUUUAAAGAUGCAGAGGAUGCUUUGCAGAAACUUCAUAAACAUAUGCAGAAAUCUUUGGAAUUAAGAGAAAAACAAGCUGAAAAGGAAGAAAAGCAGAAAACAAAGAAAAUAGAAACAAGUGCAGAAAAGUUGCGUAAGCUCUUAAAAGAGGAGAAAAGGCUGAAGAAGAAAAGAAGAAAAUCGUCAUCAUCCUCUUCAAGUGUUUCUUCUGCUGAUGAAUCCGUUUCAUCUUCCUCAUCCUCUUCCUCUUCUAGUCAUAAACGUCAUAAGAAAAGUAAGAGGAAUCGUUCAGAGUCUUCUCGCAGUUCAAAGAGGCACUGGUCUAAGACAUCUUCAAGUCACAUAGAUCAGAAUAGGAAAGAUGAUUGCUACCCAGUUCCAACUAAUACUUCAGCAUCUUUCCUUAAUCAAAAACAAGAAGUGGAGAAACUGUUGGAAAAGCAGGAUAGGUUACAGUGUCCAAGCACACAGGUGAAAGAGAAAGAGAGAUGCCUUCUCACAUCUUCAGCUGAAGUGCCAGAUGACUUGGGAGGUAGGUCUGAAGACACAAGAGAUUUUUACAAUAGCUCUAAAACCCAGACAGGUAGUAGCAAAACCGAAAAGCCAUAUAAAUCAGAAAGAUAUUUCUCCAGUAGGAGAAAUUCCUUGGAUUCCUUCUGUAGAAAUUCAGAAGACAAGAUGAAAGCAUCUAGUUCUAGGAGAUUUGAAAAGGACACGGAGGGAAGAAAAGAUCACUCUAGAAGGUGGGAGCCAGGUUCUGUGAAGUAUUCUACUUCACCAGCAAGUUCGGACUACUCUUGGAAGUCACUUGAAAAACACAAAAAAUACACUUCCUCUGGAUCACGUGACAGUAGGCCUGAGCAAAGGUACCCGUUAAAUACAAGUCAGGGAGAGCACGCAUAUGAAAAGGAGGACAGCUCUGGGGAGGGUAACAAGACCGAGGCUCCAGAAGAGACACCGAAUAGCAAAGAGCAACCAGAAAACAGAGUUAAGAAAAAUAUACCUCAAAAUUUACUCAAUAUAUUUAAUCAGAUAGCUGAAUUUGAGAAAGAAAAGGGAAAUAAGCCAAAAAAAUGAUCUGCUUAGGAAAUCCUCACUGAAUUUCAGAAGUUUGGGGAUGCUUUAGUCUCAACAAGCGGUUCUGGGUCUAACGUAGUUUAUAGCAGAUUACAAGACAUUUCUCAGAUUUGUUUCAGCUAUCAGCCCUUUUGUCAUAGUCAGUGCUUUGAGUAUGUGGGUAUUUGCAGAUGUAGCUCUUACCUGACAAUUGAAACUCUUCACCUAAAGGUAUUUUCAGAGGGCUUUGUUUCUUCAUUGUACAAUGGCUUGUGAGAAUCCUGGGCCUAUCAUAUUUCACUGUUGGAGAGCAAUAUGUUUGCGUUGAACAGUUGGAUUGUUUUAUCAGAAAAAUACUUUAUUCUCUUGUUAAAAAGCCCUUAGCUUGGGUGGGGGGAUAUUAUAUAAUUGAAUGUUUCUUAGGUACUAUUUUAAGUCAUUUGUUUUAGGCAUUAAAACUUUUGCAACAUUUCAUUUUUAAGUGAUAAAUUAUGAUUUGAUUUACCUCUAACGCCUGAUAUAAAUGGUUUGCAAACAUUGUUUUCUUCCCAGCUUAACAAAUACCUUAAGAAUAAGACCAUGAAAGUUGGUUAAUCAGAGCCUGUUUUACUUAUGCCUCCAUUAUUAUAUUUACUUAGUGGUUAUGUUCAUAAGAAAAAUUUUAACUUUAAAUACUGACAAAACCGGUAGGGAAUUACAGACAAGACUAUAUGAGAACAGAAAAUAACUUAGUGAAAAUAGCAACAGAGAGGCACCCUGUAAAUCUGAUUUUUCUUCUGUCUUAAUAUUGCACGUGCUUGGGAAGUCAGUAGGCAUGUUUCUGAACAGCGGAGGACUGGCUUACAAUUUACUCUUCUGCUGCUCUGUUACCUUCUCUUUUUUAUUGAGAUGCCUUUCUCUGAAUCGUGGUGAAUGACAGAAUCAAUUCCAGGCCUCUGAGAUGGCUUAGUGGGUAAAAGACUACCCAAGCUGAUGACGUGAGUACAGUCCCCAAACGCCAAGGCCUAGGGAGAGAACUGACUCCAAAGGCCUGUCCUCUGACAGCCACACACAAACAUAGUAGCUACCUAUACACACAAACAACUAACAAAGGAAUCAUCUUGGACUUUCAGAGAACCUCUCUGAAAAUUAAAUAGUAGACUCUUGGAGAUAUUAGUAGGUAUCGUAGCUUUUGCACUUAUGCUCUUCAAUUAGGAUUCUAGAAAGUGCAAAUGGCACUGAGCAUUUAAUCUCCUGGUCAUUAGACGGGAUCUACUGCAGACAUGCAUGAGAGAGAUGAGGGAGUAGUAGAAAAAGACUCAUUGCAUGUUUAUACAGAUAAAAUACUAAAACUUUAGUAAUGAUAUGUACUAUCUGCACCAAAUUAUAGUGGUGGGAAACUACUGUACAAACAGUACAAUAGGAAAAAGAAGCCUUGAUUAAGAACAACUAAUAAUAGCCAGGCAUUGGUGGAGCAUACCUUUAAUCUCAGUACUCCAGGAGGCAGAGGCAAGCAGAUCUCUGUGAGUUCGAGACCAGCCUGGUCUACAGAGUGAGUUCCAGGACAACCUCCAAAACAAUACAGAAAAACCCUGUCUGGAAAAACCAAGAAAAAAAAGAACAACUAAUAAUAACAGCAGAAAUUAGAUCAUCACUUCAAUAUUAGUUUCUGUACCAAGGAAGUCAUUAUUAUUACUAUUAUUAUUGUGAACAUGUGUGCCACAUAUGUAGAGAUUGGAGGACAACUUGAGGGAGUCAAUUCUCUUCUAUCUUAUGGGUUCCAGGAGUGAAACUUGCUUUUAUGUUACUUCAAUAAACCUGUGAUACAUUUAAUCAUCCCUGUAUUACAAUAAGAAAAAGUGUAGGAAAGCAAACCUCUUAGUAAGAAACAAAACUCUUGCCUUCGUAGAAUAAAAAGUUUAAUGUUUUAAGUUCCAGGUAACUUACAAACUUACAUGACCAAGAGUCACAACAUUGUUAAACAUAAUGAUGAUAGGAUUAAUCAGUUUUGUAUCUUAAACAUCAUGCAUUUUGGCAGAAUUUCAACUAAAAAGUAUGCACAAUUUUCUUUGCCAUUUUAGUUAUUAGACUUAACUAUGCCUUCCCAUUUCUGAAUUAAAAAUGAUUAUCAUUAGAAACAGAUUUACUACCACUACUGCCUUUUCAGAAGUAACUGAGGAGUGGUUCUAAGACAAUCACUGUUGAAAUGAAUAUUUUUCCCAAGGUUUAAAGUCAAUGCUCCUUUAUCUACCUGAAUGCUAAUGUGUUUAAAAUCUAGCUUUAUAGUAGCAUUUCACACUCUAGUCCAAAAAGUUCAAAGUGCUGCAAAUGUAGUAUUAGCUGAAAAAACUGAUUUUAAAUAUGCAAUAUCAACCUCCAUUUUAAAUUUAGUAUGUUCAUUUAUUUUCAAGGUCAGGGUAGAGACAUUCUUAGCAAUGCAAGUUGUACUUUAUGAAAAUAUAUAGAUAUAAGUGUGUAUAUACACAUACAUUGUUUUUCUAACUGAGGGAGUGGUAAUGAUGGUAUUUUUUCGUUACAAAUUAUAACCAAAAAAAAAAAAAAAGACCUUUAACAGGUGUGUGUUACCCCCGUGGGAAAAAAAUUGGGGGAAUAUGGUUGUUGUUUUGUUUUUGUUUUUAAUUUUAAAAAGUGGUGAUUUAGAGUAAAUGAAAAUAUUGAGGUGUGCAAUGAAUCUUUUAGAAAGUAUUCCUGAAAAAAAUCUUAUUUCAUAAGUGUUAUUUCAUAAAGCAUCUAAACUACAGACAUCAGUGUUCCCUUAAAAAAAAAAAAGCUGAUUUCCCUCUGCUUUAUUACAUGUGGUCUGGCUAAAGUUCUGCAGUUUCCUUCUCUGUGAAUAAAACAGGAGGAAAACAAAACAAGAAAAAUCUUCGUUCUUUUCUCAAACAGUUUUUGUAGCCACUGUGCAGAACUUUUGUCUGGUCUGCAGUACUUCAAUGCUAUUUUAGUAGGCAUAUAUCAUUAAUAAAUGGGACCCCAGAAAAAGGAAGACUUAACCUUAAGUUAAUGAGAUUUUCACCUGUGUUCAAAAUUUAUACAAGAGAUUAAAAGUUUUUAUUUGCUGGGCUUUUUUCCUUUAGGAGUACUUGAAUUACUGUCAUUACUGUCUGACUUAGAACUUUUGCUUCCUGCCGGAGACCCUGGGAAGCUGAUCUGUAAUACUUUCACUGAAAUUGGAGGAGAAACAGGAGAACUUGGGCCCUCGAGUGACCUAGAACAAAAAAAAAGAUUUACUAUAAAUUUAAUACAAAAUGUACUUAAAAUAGACCUUAUUGGCAAAAAAAAAAGUCGUAAUUCCAUAAGUAAAGAACUAGAAAAUCCCUUAGUGUUUAUUAAAUUUAAACAUAUGACCCAAUUCUUUCAAAAGAAGAAAUGAACACAGUUUAAUAGUUGAAUACUUGUUUCUGUGAGCACAUUAUUUUCAACUGUAACCAGUUAGUUUGUAAAAUGAGAAGAGAGGAGCAGGUACUUCGAACAGUCAUCACAAUGUUAGUCUUAAGUCAUGUAGCUGAAGAGAAAUAUGGAGUGUGUUGGUAGGAAAAAUGUUAGUCUUAAGUCAUGUAGCUGAAGAGAAAUAUGGAGUGUGUUGGUAGGAAAAGUGGUGAGAUCGUUUGGAAGACAGCCAUUCAGUCCUAAGAUAAAAUGUUUUUUAAAAAGUACAGAAAAUUUUAAUAUGUAAUAGUAAAGAUAUUGAGUGGCUUAAAAUAUUUAUGUAGAAGCAUAAAUAUUUUUUUAAACUUAAAACACUGUCUUUGAGGAUCCAUUUUUCAUUUUUAAUGAAAGUUUUACAGACUAAUAAAAACUAGAAAAUAGCUGUCAACAGUAGGAGAUUAGAAAUCGUAAAAUUAGCUUCAUCAUUAAUAAACCUGUCAACAAAGAUCUAGUACCCAUGACUUAUCCCUACUGACAGAUUUCUGGAUUGCAUUAAGCUCAGUAAGACACCAUAAAUAAAAACUGGUUACAUAGAAUUUCACAGGAGCAGCUGUAAUUACAAAACUUUGUACCUUUUACAGUUUAAAAAGAGUUAAAGUUUCCUAGAGUUGGAGUUCGCUCAAAAUGUUAGCUAUAUCACCUCAAUUUUCACCCAACCUUGUUCCCCUAAAAUAGCUUGCUAGUUACAAGGAAUGUGCCUGCAAAGUUGACAGGAGUGUUACCAUAAAGUGAGGUUGCUAAUGUGAGGAGAAUGGGUAGCAUGCUGGGCAGUAACAGCUGUGAGACUUGACGCCACCUUAGUAGCCUUGCCCUUACCUGAUUGACAACAGUGAAGACUGUGAGGAGGUUCUGGAGCUCCGGCCUUUAACUGUAGGCAGUUCUAACCCAUUCUGGAAGAAUAUUGUAAUUAUUAGUUCUGCCACAUUUUAGAAGAAAACUAAUUAGAUACACAGACAAACUAUAUUAUACUCUAUUACCUGCUCAAAAUACGUUUGAAGAAUGACGUGGACUUCAGCGUUUUCCAUGGCACUAACUAACAUUUGGUCAAUUUCCCUAUGAAACUCUUUAAUCUCACGGAGUUCAAUGUCUUGUUCUUCUAGUGUUUCUUCAUUUGUUUCAUUCAAAAUGCGGAUUUCUCUUCUGAGUCUUCCACACUGUCAAUAAUAACAGUCAACUAUUACAUACACCUCCUUUCCACCAAGUUCAGGGAAGAGGGGUUGAGUGCAUUUGGUACAUGAAAAAGUGAAUGCUAGGGCCAGCGCUAAGAAAUGUCAGCACCUGCUUAGUCACGCGCUCUAAUUUCGGCUGCUGCUCCUCAGUCUCUUUGCGGAGUUGAAGUGAGUAAGUUUGUUUCUCUGAUAAUUUCUCUUUGACAUUAUUUGCUAAGUGUUCUAUAACUUCAAAAGUAUUUUCCAUGCUCUGUAGAAAAUAAAAUAUCAACAUAUUUAUGGUCAGAAUAAAAACAUGACUUUUUUGCCAAUUA
Molecule: messenger RNA, 7310 nt
Organism: Mesocricetus auratus (golden hamster)
Lineage: Eukaryota; Metazoa; Chordata; Mammalia; Rodentia; Cricetidae
Gene: Ttc14
Product: tetratricopeptide repeat domain 14
Exons: 12
Coding region: 104-2419 (771 amino acids)
Molecular function (GO): protein binding; nucleic acid binding
Source: RefSeq, a predicted model, not a curated record